This is a messenger RNA of Prunus avium (sweet cherry), 3207 nucleotides long. Its product is annotated as phototropic-responsive NPH3 family protein NPY2-like. The record is from RefSeq and is a predicted model, not a curated record. Gene Ontology annotation, molecular function: protein binding. Lineage: Eukaryota; Viridiplantae; Streptophyta; Magnoliopsida; Rosales; Rosaceae.
AGGUGGUGAGUGAGAGUGAGGUGAGUGUUAAUUAUGCAACCCAAAAACUCAAUGAAUCUCUCUCUACUUUUUGCUCACAAAAAUUAAAGUAGGCAAACUAAAGGAAAACAUUUUCUGUGUACCGAAAAAGAAAAGUGGUGGUGGUGCUGUGCUGCUCCUGUGUGAUUUUUCCCUUUUUCUUCAGUUUUUGGGGACAUGGUGUACUUUGGUUUGGAUUUUGAAGCUCAGUAAACAGCUCAUUUUCUGAUGGGUGCUUUUGAGUUGUGUUUUCUCUUUUAGCCCUUUUGGUUUUUCCUGAGUUUCGUGAAAGUUUGUUUGGUGGUGGGUUUGGUUCUCAAGACUUCAAUGCUUGUGCAUAGAGCUAAAGACUCGCUCUUUGGUUUCGUUACUGUUACUUCCUCAGUUCCUCUGAACGCUGAAAACUCUUUCUGAUUCUUCAAGCAAAAAGCUUGAAACGGUGGCGUAAGAUAUUGGUUGCAGGUUUUCAAACUUCAACGGUAAAACUAAUCUAUAAAUUAAGUGUUAAUUGAUGUGUACAUGUUGGGUUUGGAACUUGAAGCUUUAAAGGCGUCUAAGAGGUCUUGGUGGCAUGAAUCUUUAAUUAGCUUUUAAAAAGGAACAAAGGAACAGAGUAAUCAGAAGAGAAAGAUUAAGAAAUAGUGGGGGAGUGUGGUGGAGUCAGAUUUGUGCUUGUGAGUGUCUCUGGUGUUUGAUAAUUAUUUAGUGUUGAGAGUCUGUUGGCUAUGUCCCCUGAGCUGACUUGGUGCACCCGGACUCCGUGGGCUUUGCCGCCGACCAAGGAAACACCCUCUUCUUUGGCUCUCUUGCCAUUCAAGAGAACCUUUUCUUAAAAAAUUGCAUAAAACCCAUCUUCACUUUGCCUUUCUUUCUCUCUCUCUCUUAGACUGCCUUGGUCCCUGUCAAGAUUCGGUCAUACCCUGCCUUGCAUACAUAUAACCUUCCCCUCUUUGAGAUCUUUCUUUUCUCUCUCGAAGCCCAGGAAGUUGGUUGCAUUCAGAUAUCUAUAUCUGGUCCCCUACUCCUGGUGUCUUCCUUUCCAUUUCCAGCAACUUUUCCUCGAUUGAGAUGCAAUAUUAUUCGGGAUGUGUGGUGGUCAAGGUGUGAAGCAUUUGAUUAAGCAGUGACAGGUUGAGUGGCGAGGAAGUUUUGUUUUGGGGAAGUGAAGGAGAAGCAGAUUGUUUGCUUGCCAAGAUGAAGUUUAUGAAACUUGGAUCGAAGCCGGAUUCCUUUCAGACUGAUGGCAAUAAUGUUAGGUUUGUAGCUACUGAUUUGGCAACAGACAUCAUUGUUAAUGUUGGAGAUUCAAAGUUUUAUCUGCAUAAGUUUCCUCUUCUAUCAAAGAGUGCACGCUUGCAGAAGUUGGUUGCAAACACUAACGAAUCAAACACUGGCGAAAUUUACAUUUCUGACAUUCCAGGUGGCCCUGCUGCCUUUGAGAUAUGUGCCAAGUUUUGUUAUGGCAUGACUGUCACUCUCAAUGCUUACAAUGUUGUUGUGUCUCGAUGUGCUGCUGAAUAUCUGGGAAUGCAUGAGUCUAUUGAGAAAGGAAAUCUCAUUUACAAGAUUGAUGUCUUCCUUAGCUCUAGCAUUUUCCGGAGCUGGAAGGAUUCAAUCAUUGUUCUUCAGACUACAAAGUCUCUUUUACCAAUAUCUGAGGAACUAAAGUUGGUCAGCCAAUGCAUUGACUCUAUAGCUACCAAGGCCUGUGUUGAUGUUUCACAAGUUGACUGGUCCUAUACCUAUAAUCGGAAGAAGAUCCCUGAGGAAAAUGGGAAUGAUCCCAAUUGGAACGGUGUUAGAAAUCGUCCAGUUCCAAAGGACUGGUGGGUUGAAGAAUUGUGUGAGCUUGAGAUUGAUUUAUACAAGCGUGUUCUAACGAAUAUCAAAACCAAAGCAGUACUUUCUGCUGAAGUGAUAGGAGAAGCCUUGAAAGCUUAUGCUUACAGAAGGUUUCCAGGCUUUAGCAAAGGUAUGAUCCAGGGUGGAGAUAUGGCAAAGCAUCGAUCAACAGUGGAUACAAUUGUCUGGCUGUUGCCUGAAGAGAAAGGUGGUGUCUCUUGUAGUUUCUUGCUCAAAAUGUUAAAAGCAGCUAUUUUUGUGGACUCUGGAGACGUGACUAAAGGAGAGCUAGUAAGGAGAAUAGGGCAGCAACUGGAGGAGGCUUCUGUAAAUGAUCUUCUGAUACGAGCAGCAGAAAGGGAACCUACAAUUUAUGAUGUUACUGUAGUCCAAAAAAUUGUUGAAGAGUUCCUAAGGCAAGAUCAGAGUGCAGAGAUUGAAUCGCUAGAAGAACGCCAUGAGCUUCAGGAGGUGAGAAGCCCGGGGAUCUUGUCGGAUGCUUCUAAGUUGAUGGUGGCAAAACUGGUAGAUGGGUAUCUUGCUGAAAUUUCAAAGGAUCCCCACCUACCCUUGUUGAAGUUUGUUGAUCUUGCGGAGAUGGUGCGAGGUUUCUCUCAGCCUUCUCAUGAUGGGCUCUACCGAGCCAUUGAUAUGUAUCUUAAGGAGCACCCGGGGAUCAGCAAGAGUGAGAGGAAGAGGAUAUGCAAGCUGAUGGACUGCAAAAAGCUAUCAGUUGAUGCGUGUAUGCAUGCCGUGCAAAAUGAGAGACUUCCAUUGCGUGUAGUUGUGCAGGUACUGUUUUUUGAGCAAGUCAGGGCAGCUGCUUCAUCAGGCAGCAGCACUCCAGACCUACCUAAGGGCAUGAAGGAUUUAAACAAUGGGUCCCAUGGGAGCUCAAGAUCUGCGACAACCAACACAGAGGAGGAUUGGGAUGCAGUGGCCUCGGCUGAAGAGCUUAAGGCCCUAAAGGGGGAGCUAGCUUCCUUAAGGUUGAGCAGUGGUGUGGGAGGGGGUGAGAAGAAUGGAGAUGGCAAAGGCAGUGUUGACAAGGCGGCAGUCAGUAAAAUGAGAGGGUUACUUAAGUCAAAGAGGAAGGUUUUUGCAAAGCUUUGGUCAAGCAAAGGGGUACAAGGUGAGAAUAGUGGUUCUGAUUCAUCUGAAAGCCUUGGUUCUGCUAAUCCUGAAGAGGCUAAAUCCACACCUUCCAGAAAUCGGAGGCAUUCGGUUUCCUAGUAGAACUAAUUGGCACAGAAAUAGGUCGGAAAUUUUCGGGCAUCUCUCUUUAUGAUCUUAGCAACUUAAAAAGACUUGGUGGUCUUUUACUUGAGCAAAAGUGAAGUACAUAUA